This is a messenger RNA of Entamoeba invadens IP1, 3204 nucleotides long. RefSeq names its product serine-threonine protein kinase, putative. Gene Ontology annotation, molecular function: protein kinase activity; ATP binding. The coding region runs from base 1 to 3204 and encodes 1067 amino acids. Lineage: Eukaryota; Evosea; Mastigamoebida; Endamoebidae. The record is from RefSeq and is a predicted model, not a curated record. The transcript is spliced from 3 exons. Gene Ontology annotation, biological process: protein phosphorylation.
AUGCUGUUUCCGUUUCUUUUCUCAUUAGUUUAUUCCACCACCGUGUUGGUGUGUGCACCGGGGUGCUCAACGAAUGUAUGCACAGCAAAUUACACGUGCGAUUCCGUGUGUUCUCCAAAUUAUGAAAACGAUGGGUCAUGCCUCCAUUGCAAAUGGACAGAUCCCAAUGGAAAUACUGCCGAGGCAUACCUUCCAAGUGGUGAUGAGUGCGUUUCAUCGACAAAUAUUGUCGAGAAAACAAAUUGGGCACCGACCAAUGUCGACAGUUACGUUUUGAAUACGCCAAUCUCUUUCACUUUAGACCAAACCUCCCCAGUCGACUACGGAUUUUGUUACUCAAGGCAAAAGUACACUAUAUCGAAGUGGGGUUCACUGAAGUCCUCUCUUUUGACAAAGAAGUUUGUUAACGUCAAAAUUGAUAAAAUUGGCAAAUCUGAGCUGUCGGUGGACAUCACUAACACACCAAUAACAGAGGCAGAUCCACUCUGCUUUGCUCACACUACACUUUUUGAGGAGGACGACUCUUUCAAUCUCCAAUUUCCUGUCGUCUCACCUUUCAAAGACUCUCAGUCGACCGGAGAUGAGGAAUUUCAAUUCACUUUUUUUGUUUCUGUGAAGGAGGUUGAAAGUACACAAAUUACUUUAACUAUCACAGAGACAGACACUUUACUGUUGAAAAACUUGUUCCAUGUGAAUCAAAGCAUUGCAGAUGAGGUGUCUAAGGACAUUUCAAAAGCUUACGUCUAUCCACUUCCUUUCGAAUCACAAGGACAAGUCCUUUUCACGACAUGCAUGCCAACUGUUAUGAUGAAAGUGUUGACUUUCACUGUACAGUUCACCGGACCCUACUCAAUCUUGUUGGACACUACUGAGAAAAACAGGUUUUCGUUGUUGGCGGAAUACACCGGAGAAUUGGACAGUAGUGCGAAUAACGGGGAGUGUCUACAGACGUGGAAUGGACUUCCAGUAGGUUCAACGUCUUCGUCUGAAAAGAAUGGCGUCUCUGUGAGAAUCAAAGGUGAUAAAACAACAACAAGGCACUUUGCGGUGAUGUCAGAAGACUCUCGGGCACAAGUGAGUAUUAAGGUGAAGGGGUUGUGUCCGAAUGAUUGUCAUGAAAAUGAUGGCAAUGGGAGAUGUGCGCCGAGUGAGGGUGGGUGCAUCUGUGAGGAGAAGUAUGGAGGAGAUGAUUGCCAUCAACUCUGUUAUUACUACGGGUGGCAAGUGUCCAACACUGAUGGGUUGUGUUACUUUGGAACAAAUGACUGUGACCAAUAUUGUCAUUGUUCCAGUGGGAAUUUGGUCGACCAUUUAUGUGUGAGUGAUGCGUGUGCAAAUGGGAUAUUAGGCCCUGGCGUUGAAUGCAUCUAUGGGAACGAGGGAUGUAUGAGGAACUGCCAAUGCGAAAUAGGAGAGGAGUUUUCCCCUGAUGGAACGGGCCUCUGUAUUCACACGUUGUGUGGAAAUGGCCAAAUAGAUGAUUUGUAUAACACGGAAAAUGAAUUUGUGAGGAGAGAAGAAUGUGAUAAUGGCACCAACUGUAAUGCGUCGUGUAUGUGUAACCCUGGAUUUAAACAGAAUCCGGAUUCGAAAACGAAUUGCAUUGAAAAGGGGUUGUCGACGGGGGAAACUGUUGGUAUUGUAGUUGGAUGUGUUGCCUUCUUUAUCAUAUUAGUAGUUGUGUUCAUCAUUGUUUUCAUCUUUGCUAUGCAAUUCAAAAAAGUUGACAUUUCAAUUUUCAAACUUCAACAACCGACAUAUCACUACUACAUCUCAGGAGCUAAAAAUGUUGCCCCAUCAAAGGAAGGAAGAUACAUCAUUGAACCAAUUGAUUUGGACUAUGGCAAGGAAACUGAAGCUACGGCUAUUGAAGACACUCGCUUUGAGACAAUUGAAGUCAAAAAUAAGAGUAAAAACAAAUACAUGAUGAUCAUUAUUCAUACCCCAAACUGCCCGAAGUACGUAUUUCACUUUGAGCCACAAGUUGCGAUAUUGCGUCCGAACGCGAAUUACUCGAUGAUAUCGUAUAUGACCCUUCAUGCAACUACUAAAAUACGCGAUAUGAAAAUCCCAUUCACGUUGUGGUUUUCGAAGAAUAGACAAACAUUGACAGAGAUUGCUUCAUUGCUCAAAGACAAGGACUUUGAGAAUUGGACACCAGAAGAUAAUAAAAGUAUCGAGCACCUUUGCAAAAAUGUUGUGCGUCGACAAUACAACAACUUCAGAAUCACUACGGAUGCAGCAAGUUCAACCCAUAUUGAUUUGGACGAGUUAAACAUCUCGGAAAAGCCUAUUGCCGAAGGUGCGAUGGGUAAAGUCUUCAUUGGGAAUUACAGGAGUGUCCCCGUUGCUAUUAAGCAGUUCAGGUGGGAGAAUUUGGACGAGGCGGAAGUCCAAGAACUGAAAGAUAGUGUGGUUGCUGAGUGUGAGAUGAUGGCGAAAUUGAGGAAUCCGUUUAUUGCGAGUUAUAUGGGGUCGGUGACCUAUUUGCCACAAGUGUCAAUGGUGAUUCAAUUCUUUGUGUUGGGGUCGUUGGGGGAAUACCUCAGGUCGAAUAAAGAGGACUACGUCAAAUUACCAUACAAAUUGAAAGUGCGAAUGUUGUAUGAUACUUCACGUGGAAUGCAAUUUUUGCACGAUAACAAAAUUGUCCAUUUGGAUUUGAAGCCCGACAAUUUGCUUGUGAAUUCACUGGACUACAACUCAGCUUGCACCUUGAAAAUCACGGACUUUGGGACAUCCAGGUUCACAAAGAAAAUAGCUAAAGGAGAAGACAAAGGUCUUGGAACUCCUAUCUAUGCAGCACCAGAGACGUACAAAGAUAUUUACUCAUAUGCGGGGGAUGUCUACUCGUUUGCGAUUACAGCGUGGGAAGUCUUUUAUCAGGAAGAACCAUAUAAGGACUUCAAGUCACUGUUUGAGAUCAAAACAUUUGUCUCAGAGGGGAAACGCCUGAAAAUAGACGGGACAAUGCCACGAUUGUAUACACAACUCAUCGAGAAUUGCUGGAAACAAGACCACACAAAGCGACCGACAUUCGACAUUGUCUCGAACAAUUUGGUCAAAAUCGACGACGAUAUUUUAAAGUCGGUACAGAGCCUUGUAAACUUGGAUUUGGGAUAUUCACAAGAGAAGAUCGAGACUCUUAUCAACAACAGAACACAAAGAAUGCAAAAGCAACUCAACGAUAUUUCAAGGGACUAA